Messenger RNA from Letharia columbiana, 462 nucleotides. RefSeq lists its product as uncharacterized. The transcript has 3 exons. The coding region runs from base 1 to 462 and encodes 153 amino acids. Gene Ontology annotation, biological process: ribosomal large subunit biogenesis; translation. Gene Ontology annotation, cellular component: cytosolic large ribosomal subunit; ribosome. Gene Ontology annotation, molecular function: structural constituent of ribosome; RNA binding. The record is from RefSeq and is a predicted model, not a curated record. Lineage: Eukaryota; Fungi; Ascomycota; Lecanoromycetes; Lecanorales; Parmeliaceae.
AUGGCAGAAAACGCAGACAUCGAGAUCAAAGCCUCACAGUGGAGGUUGGUCGAGGUCGGCCGCGUCGUGCUCUUUACCCACGGUCAAUACACUGGACGCUUAGCAGUCAUCGUUGAGAUCAUAGAUCACAAGCGUGCAUUGGUCGAUGGACCAUCCAAGAAAGAAAAUGCAGCUGUCCCUCGUCAGUCCGUCGCACUGAACAACCUUAUCAUCACUCCUAUCGUCAUUGAAAAGCUACCACGAGCCGCUGGGAGAGGUGCGGUUGCGAGAGCAUGGGAGAAGAGAGAGGUUGAGAAGAAGUGGGAUGAGAGUGCGUGGGCAAAGAGGCGGGAGCAGAGGGAGAAGAGACGUAAUCUUUCGGAUUUCGAUCGAUUCAAGGUCCUGAGGUUGAAGAAACAGGCACGUUUCGAAGUUCGCAAGGCACACGCAAACGUCCGAGCUUCGGCAAAGUCGUCAUCGUGA